This is a messenger RNA of Drepanopeziza brunnea f. sp. 'multigermtubi' MB_m1, 2028 nucleotides long. NCBI's taxonomy places the organism in Eukaryota, Fungi, Ascomycota, Leotiomycetes, Helotiales, Drepanopezizaceae. The record is from RefSeq and is a predicted model, not a curated record.
AUGUCGAAUACCUUCAUUGGACUCACCAUGCUGGUAACGCUCAGUGCGCCACCCGGUGCCCAGCUGCGAGGAGUGGUCAUAACAUGUCCAGCAAACGGCAAGUUCGUUCCCGAGUUUACCAUCAACGCUUCGGAGAUCGUCGAGCUCGUCGAGGCCACGAACGAGAACGCGCAGCUCCCCCGCCAACCACCUCCUCGCCCCACUCCCGCAGCUGCCCCCGAGCUCAAGACAUUCGAGGAUCCUGCUAUUUUGAGCAUGAGCAAGAUACCGGCUGGAACUACGCCUGCGAAUAGCCAGAGGCCGAGUAUACCUGCGCAAUGGAGCGCUAAGUCUACGGAGCCGGAUGACUCGGCGCGGACGGCGACGGGUAGGGAGAGCAGGCCGAAGGCGUUGCGGGAACUUACGCCUGCUGCGACGUUGGUGGAACCGAUGCAGAAGAUGCGUGUGAAGGUUAAGCCGCACGAUGACGACGUUGUUGCCAUACCGGUGAUUGAGGAGCUGGACGGCGAGGCGGAGAUUGUUCCUGAGCAGCCGGUCGCGAAGGCGAGGACGCGUAGGGGUAGGAAGAACCGCAAGCCGCGUGAGGAGGUGGUGGAUGAGAAUACUAAUUCCAAGGGCUGGAGACAGACGCCGCUGUUGGAGCCAACGACCAGUUUUCAGCCGUUUGCUACGCUAAAACGGAAGAAUCGGCUGAAGGGCGGCAAGGUGGAGGAGAGUGGUUGGGCGACGGAGGACGCUACUGAUGUACAAGAGAUGGGCGAUUUCGACUUCGUGGGCAGCCUGGCGAAAUUUGAUAAACAUACUGUUUUUAACCAGAUCCAGGCGGAAGACAGUAUCGCCGAAGAGGAUCGGCUGGUAUCGCACAACAGGCUGCCGAAAGCGAAACCGGGGACGGCUGGUGGGAAGAAUCUUCAUUAUACGGAGAACGUUCUAGAGGCUCCUAUUGGAGGGGUCAAAUCUACGGCGUGGAAGAGUGAAGCUGGGGAGAGUGGGGAGGAGAGGGCAAGCCAAUUGGGAUCUGGAAGUGGGAGACGCUCUCGUAGAACCGAGCGGGUGGAGAGGGCUGAGAGCAAGUUUUCGUUGAGUCGGCGACCAGUCUCUCGUAAGGGUAGUGUUGUUAACCAUCCUGCUCGCUCUGUGUCGAUUCCGAUAGCUGCUGCAAAGCCUUCUUUCUUCCUUGUUCCGUCCAAUGGUCGAUGCGAGACCAUAUCAGCUCUGCAGAUGCUCAACCUUGAGAACAUCGCGGACCACGAACUUGGCCUCUCAGAAGAGAUGAUGACAGAGAACGCUGGUCGAGGAAUCGCCGAAGUUGCUCUGUCUGCACUGAACAUCGGUGGUCGAGGUCUAACCCAAGGCAAGACUAGUAUUGUACCGACGAUCGUAGUAUUUGCCGGAAACAGCAAAAGCGGACUCCGGGCAGUCGCGGCGGGUCGACAAAUUCGAAACCACGGUUUCAAUGUUAUCGUCUGCGUCCUCGGACUAGAGCGGGAAACUGAGCUUCUUGUCGGCUUGAGACGUCAAAUCAAGGUUUUCCGGGGCUUUGGAGGCAAGAUCCUCACCAAGAUCGAGCUUCUGGAGUACGUCAAGACUCUCGAAUCGCCUCUUGAACUCAUCAUCGAUGGUCUGCUUGGUCUAACUAUCUCAUUCGAGGAAUUAAGAACAGGCGAUCAAGCUUCAGCAUAUGAACUCAUUGCCUGGGCAAAUCGCAGCACAGCUCGUGUUUUGGCAAUCGAUGUCCCUACAGGUGUUGACCCUACAUCUGGCAAGGUCAGCAUCGUCGACGGCCGCCAACUAUACAUCCAUGCCGAUUUCGUCGUCUCGAUGGGCGCUCCUAAGAAGGGACUUCUAGAGGCAAUGUCGCUGGGCGAAGGCAUCGCUGAUGAAGAUAGCACAGGCUGGCAGCUCUUCGUUGCUGACAUUGGUCUUGGACCUGCGGCAUGGAAGAAAGGCGGUACGAGGGUGAGGAAGGGAGUGGAGUUUGAAGGUAGCUGGGUUCUGCAGAUGCGGUUCCAGGGUGGUGGGGAGUAG